Molecule: messenger RNA, 3068 nt
Organism: Triplophysa dalaica
Lineage: Eukaryota; Metazoa; Chordata; Actinopteri; Cypriniformes; Nemacheilidae
Gene: cnga2a
Product: cyclic nucleotide gated channel subunit alpha 2a
Exons: 7
Coding region: 1-2097 (698 amino acids)
Biological process (GO): monoatomic cation transmembrane transport
Cellular component (GO): plasma membrane; intracellular cyclic nucleotide activated cation channel complex
Molecular function (GO): cGMP binding; protein-containing complex binding; intracellularly cAMP-activated cation channel activity
Source: RefSeq, a predicted model, not a curated record
AUGAGGAGAGAUGGAGUGAGAUGUGAGGAGUGCUCUAUUCUGGUGGAUGUGUUGGUGUGUAACAGGAUGGCGAGUCAGGUGUUGGUGGAGAGCAUGGAUUUAUCAGCUCACAGACUUUCUGUGAAGACGUCUGUUGAAGACGAGUCCGAGGCGGCAGACGGCACUCUUAGCCGCGGUCAGUCCGUAUGUGAUGACACAUCAUCAGAACUACAGCGAAUGGCUACGCUGGAUCCCUGCAGACUCACCUCACAGAACUCAUUCAGGGGUCGAGGAGCUCUCUCUAGGUUGGUGAGUAUGGUGGUGACUCUCAGAGACUGGGCUCAUAAGAGUCUUCAGGAGGAACAGGAGCGGCCGGACUCAUUCUUGGAGCGUUUCCGAGGACCUGAACUUCAAAUCGCUCCCAGUCGAAUAAGCAUCAACAGACCUGAUGCGCAUGAUGGAAAUAACAGCUUCAAAAUCAAGAAGAAGUGUGAUGUUUUUAUUCUGGCACCUGCUGAUGAUCUGUACUAUCGUUGGCUGUUUGUCAUCGCCUCAGCCGUCUUAUACAACUGGUGCUUCGUGGUGGCCCGAGCGUGCUUUGAUGAGCUUCAGAGCAGAAACUUUAUUGUGUGGCUGGUGUUGGAUUAUCUCUCUGAUGUCAUAUAUAUAUUGGACACGUGUGUACGACUGAGGACAGGUUUUCUGGAGCAGGGUCUGCCGGUGAAGGACCUUACCAAGUUAAGAGAAAGCUACUUUCACACAUUCCAGUUCAAGCUGGACGUGCUCUCCAUACUCCCCACAGACCUUGCCUACAUCGCCACGGGCAUUCACGUGCCCGAGCUGCGCUUCAAUCGACUGAUGCGCUUCUCGCGCCUCUUCGAGUUCUUCGACCGCACGGAGACGCGCACCAGCUGCCCCAACGUCUUCCGCAUCUGCAACCUGGUGCUCUAUAUCCUGGUCAUCAUUCACUGGAACGCCUGCAUCUACUUCGCCAUCUCCAAGUCUCUGGGGUUCGGCUCGGACCAGUGGGUCUACCCGAACACGUCGGACCCCGAGUUUGGGACGCUGAGCCGAGGAUACGUCUACUGCCUCUACUGGUCCACCCUCACACUGACCACCAUUGGGGAAAUGCCGGCCCCCGUGCGUGACGAGGAGUACCUGUUUGUGGUCUUUGACUUCCUCGUUGGUGUGCUCAUCUUCGCCACCAUCGUGGGUAACGUGGGAUCCAUGAUUUCCAACAUGAACGCCACCAGAGCCGAGUUUCAAGCUCGCAUGGACGCCAUAAAACACUACAUGCAGUUUCGGAAGGUCAGCAAAGAGCUGGAAGCUCGCGUCAUCAAGUGGUUCGACUACUUGUGGACCAAUAAGAAAUCGCUGGACGAGCAGGAUGUUCUGAAGAGCCUGCCCAACAAACUUCGGGCCGAGAUCGCCAUCAACGUGCACCUGGAAACGCUGAAGAAAGUCCGCAUCUUCCAGGACUGCGAGGCGGGACUUCUGGUGGAACUGGUUCUCAAGCUGCGGCCGCAGGUCUUCAGCCCCGGCGACUACAUCUGCAGAAAAGGAGACAUCGGGAAAGAGAUGUACAUCAUCAAAGAGGGCCGUCUCGCCGUGGUGGCCGAUGAUGGGGUGAACCAGUUCGCUCAGCUGACGGGGGGCAGCUGCUUCGGGGAGAUCAGCAUCCUCAACAUCAAGGGGAGCAAAAUGGGCAACCGCCGCACGGCCAACAUCCGCAGCAUCGGCUACUCUGACCUCUUCUGCCUGUCAAAGGACGACCUGAUGGAGGCCGUGCUGGAGUACCCCGACGCUAAGAAGGCGCUGGAGGAGAGAGGGAGGCAGAUUCUGCUGAAAGAAGGCCUUCUGGAGGAGUUGGGAGCUGCCGGGAUGGGAGAAGAAAGGGUAGAGGAGAAAGCGCAGAGGUUGGAGGCCGGUCUGGAAACGCUACAGACUCGAUUCGCUCGCUUACUGGCCGAGUACAUGGCCACUCAACAGAAGCUGAAGCAGCGCCUCACCGCUCUGGAGUGCAGGACACGUCAGUCUGCCAGCGGGUUUCUCUCUGAUGGCAAUGACAGCACCACUGACGGUGACGGGAGCCGUAGUGAGGUCAACAUCUCACUCUGACCAAUAAACAGCAUCCGUAUAAUAACACUCACAAAGGUCACGUCUUCAAGGAAAGUAUACACAUGUCAUAGUUAGAACACAUAAAUGUUCUCUUUCCCCCCCUUAAAGAACAACAAUAGGUUUUACAUAAAUCAAGCAGACAUUAGCCUAGUGAGAUGAAUAAAAGCCAGUUUAACAAAAACACAAUUGUUCACAGUUUCAUCAUUGCGCAUCAUGUGUUUGAUCUAUGUCUUACAAUAUUAUUCAUAUAUAUGCACUUUAAGAAUGAUGCUUUUCUCUUCCUGUUAUAAAAUGUAUGGACGAAUCAAAAACUGAAUCUGAAAAUAUCUGUUCUUCACAGUUCAUGGGUCGCUUAACUAUAUAGAAAUCGAAUGAGCUGUUGUUUAUUCAUCUUCGAAACAAUUCAUUCAAUUGGAAAUAUGUGUUUAUUUUAUAUGGGCAGAUUAGUAAAAGAGAACUUGAAAAACAAACAAUUUGGUCAGCUAUAUCUAAUAGUACACUCUACUUUAUAGUACAUGAUGCUGUUAUACACACUACUGCUCAAACGUUUAGGAUCAAUUACUGAUUCUUUGUUUAUACAGUUUUUCAAAUUUUAAAAUAAUGGUUACUUAACUUCAUCAAAGCUAUGGAAUAAUAUUGUAACAGUGUGAAUUAUGUUGUAUCCAAAAGCAUCCAAAAUAAAUGAACUCUAUAUUUUAUCAUCGUCAAAUCACUCACCUUUUGCCUAGAAUUUGCAAAAUCAUACACUUCAUAGUCGUUACAAUUUUUAGGGUGAGGAAAAAUAAAGACUUGGGUUCCUGUUUUUUAUGUUGACACCGCUAACAUAGACAAACAGACGAAAGUGAACUAACUUUGAUCGUCCACAGCAAGAGCUUCUAGAAUUGACAAAACAUCAGGAUUAGGCAAACAAUAACAAGUACACAUCUUUGUGUGGAGUGUGAAGGUGCUGUACUCGAUGAGUCGCGGUCACU